Messenger RNA from Urocitellus parryii (Arctic ground squirrel), 306 nucleotides. The record is from RefSeq and is a predicted model, not a curated record. NCBI's taxonomy places the organism in Eukaryota, Metazoa, Chordata, Mammalia, Rodentia, Sciuridae.
AUGGCUAAAGUCACUAAGAAAGUUGGAAUCCUUGGUAAAGAUGGGACCCGCUACGGUGCCUCCCUCCAGAAAAUGGUGAAGAAAACUGAAAUCCGCCAGCAGGCCAGGUACACUCAUUCCUUCUGUGACAAAACCAAGAUGAAGAGAUGGGCUGUGGGGAUCGGGCACAGGAAAACAGUGGCUGGGGGUGCCUGGCCCUACGGCCCCACGUCUGCCGUCACUGUCAAGUCUGCCGUCAGAAGGACGAAGGAAUUGAAGGACCAGCCGAAAGUCCCAGCAUAUCACAAAACUGUGGCUUGCUGUUGA